CUAUGAGAUAAAUUUUACUGCAAAUAUUUAAUUUUACUAAGUAUAAAAAGUAAUACCAUGACAGAGAAAGACAUUGUUGACACCGAAACAUCAACACUUCAAGAAAAUAUGAAGUAUGAAGAUGAUCACAAUGGUGGUAGAAAAAAACCAGACACGUUAUUUCUGUAUUUUGCAGUUGUAACUGGUAUUUUAACAUGGCUUUCAGGAGGCUCAUCAGUUGUUUGGCCAUCCCCUGCUAUAGUAAAACUAAAAUCAAAUGUCACAGGUGAAAAUCCCCUGGGCAGACCUAUUACCACUCUUGAAAUAUCGAUGUUGCUUGGAACCCAGAGCGCAGUCUCAUUACUUGGUUCUGCUUUAUUACCAAAACUGGCGGACAUAUUAGGAAGGAAGCGCUGUAUACAUUUAAUAGGUUCAGGAAUGUUCCUUAGUAUGUCAGCAUUGGCGUUUAGUAACAAUAUAAACCAAUUCAUCAUUUUCUUUACACUCACUGCCAGUUUUUUUGCUGGAAUUAUGGGUGUUUUACCAAUGUACAUUACUGAAAUAUGCGAAGAUCAUAAUAGGGCUAAAUAUGGUUGUCUUAUGGCCGUUUGUCUACCUUUAGGUCAACUGUACACAUUUUUAAUUGGACCUUUAUUAAGUAUUCAAUGGUACACACUUCUAUUAGCAGCACCUUUAAUUCCCUUUAUGGUGCUGUUCUCUCUUGUACCUGAGAGUCCAGUGUUUUUAUUAAAAAAUGAAAAGGAAAAAGAAUGCAUACUUGCUAUAAGAAAACUAAGAAACAAUAAAACUGAUGAAGAAUUAGAAAAUGAUUUCCUUAGUAUUAAUUCGAGAUUAAACGCAAAUGUUCAACAGGGAAACACAUUUACUAAGCUAUUUAAAACCAAGGAGGGCAGACUUGGUGUAUUGUUGACUUUAAUUCCAAUGUGUACACAAUUUUUAUCAGGGAUAUCAGUCAUACUACCUCUCUUAGCUCCUAUUUUUAAUGAAUCUGGAUCAAAUAUUAUAAAAAGUAAUACCAUGACAGAGAAAGACAUUGUUGACACCGAAACAUCUACACUUCAAGAAAAUAUGAAGUAUGAAGAUGAUCACAAUGGUGGUAGAAAAAAACCAGACACGUUAUUUCUGUAUUUUGCAGUUGUAACUGCUACAAUACUGAUGUUAGUAAAUUCUGCAUUAUCCGUCUGGACUUCUCCAGCUAUUGUCAAAAUGCAAUCAAAUAACCCAGAUGAAAAUAUUUUGGGCAGACCAAUAACGACCUGGGAAACUUCUAUUUUACUAGGUGUACCAGGAUUAGUUUCAUUAGCAGGAUCAACGUUUUUACCGAAAUUGUCUGAUAUACUAGGAAGAAAAAAAAGCUUGCAACUGAUGGGUUUAGGAAUAUUCCUUAGUACAAUCGGUUUAGCUUUUUGUAAUACAAUAAACCUCAUGACAAUAUUGAGUUGUUUUAUCCAAAUAUUUUGCGCAGGUGUAAUAGGUAUUUUACCCAUUUAUUUAACAGAAAUAUGCGAAGAUCAUAAUAGAGCUAAGCACGGAUGUUUAAUGACAGUAUUUUCACCAAUAGGUCAAGUAUACGCACUUAGUCUUGGACCACUAUUUAAUCUAAGAGUUUUUACACUGUUAUUAUCAGCACCUAUGGUUCCUUUCCUAAUACUAUUCUUUUUUGCUCCUGAAAGUCCAGUUCACUUACUAUCGAAAGGCAUGGAAAAAGAAUGUAUAGCAAGUUUAAAAAAAUUAAGAAAAAACAAAACAAAAAAAGAAAUUGAAAAUGAGUUUUAUAAUAUAAACACAAGUAUAAAGGAAAGUGAAGAGAGCAAAUUUAGUUUUAUUCAACUUUUUGGGACGAAAGAAGGAAGAGUAGGUUUGAUGCUAGCGUUUGUUCUCAUACUUUCUCAAAACCUGUGCGGUGUCCAAAUUAUUUUUCCUUUAUUGGGUCCUAUAUUUAACGAUUCAGGAUCUAAACUAUCUGGUGACGUUAUUGCUGUUAUAGCAGCAGUAGUUAAGCUAAUCACAUUUACUAUUACGACUUUUGUUAUAGAAACGACUGGAAGAAAACCCAUGCUUAUAAUAUCUUCAAUUGGAGCAGGAGUAUCGUCGACUACUUUGGGAAUAUUCUUUUAUUUAAAAUACAUUCAAUCACCGUUUGUUGAAUCAUUUCACUGGGGACCAUUAUUAAGUGUUUCAGCAUUUAUUAUUAGUUAUUCUAUAGGACUGGGACCCAUUCCUAUGGCUAUAGUUUGUGAACUUUUUCCAUCUGAUCUAAGAUCUACUGCUUUAGCUAUUAUCUCGACAGUUAGUGCUCUUGUAGUAACAGGGUACACAACUUUCUACCCUGUUUUAGCCGAAUUAAUUCACACACAUUGGUGUAUGUGGAUAUUUGGACUGUCUUGCUUUGUAGGAACUUUAUUAAUCUCCACAAUGUUGCCAGAAGUCAGAGGAAAAAGUGUUGUUGAAAUUCAGGAAAUUUUAAGAAAGUACACGUUUUGUAUGAAAUAG
Diabrotica balteata is the source of this 2493-nucleotide messenger RNA. Lineage: Eukaryota; Metazoa; Arthropoda; Insecta; Coleoptera; Chrysomelidae. The record is from the annotation of a GenBank genome assembly.